Ochotona princeps (American pika) is the source of this 1131-nucleotide messenger RNA. Its product is annotated as transmembrane reductase CYB561D2. The transcript is spliced from 4 exons. The coding region runs from base 152 to 820 and encodes 222 amino acids. Gene Ontology annotation, molecular function: transmembrane monodehydroascorbate reductase activity. The record is from RefSeq and is a predicted model, not a curated record. Lineage: Eukaryota; Metazoa; Chordata; Mammalia; Lagomorpha; Ochotonidae. Gene Ontology annotation, cellular component: endoplasmic reticulum.
GAAGAGUACACCGGCCAGAAGCAUUUAGCUCCUCCAGUAAGAUGGUCAUGAUGGGCACCAACUUCUGCUUGCUCUCUUCCGUGGACACGAAGCUGCUCUCCAGCUGGAAGAAGCAGGAACAACAUGACUACAGCCACUGACCUGGCUGAUCAUGACCCUGUCUGUGGAAACCGAGUCGCACAUCUAUCAUGCUCUGCGCACUGCCUCUGGGGCUGCCGCCCACCUCGUGGCCCUGGGUUUUACUAUCUUCGUGGCUGUACUUGCCAGGCCUGGCUCCAGCCUGUUCUCCUGGCACCCUGUGCUUAUGUCUCUGGCUUUCUCCUUCCUCAUGACCGAGGCCUUGCUGGUGUUCUCCCCUGAGAGCUCACUGCUGCGCUCCUUCUCACGGAAGGCUCGGGCCCGCUGUCACUGGGCCCUGCAGCUGCUGGCCCUGCUGUGUGCGCUGCUGGGCCUGAGCCUGGUCAUCCUCCACAAGGAGCAGCUUGGCAAGGCCCACCUGGCCACACGGCAUGGGCAGGCGGGGCUGCUGGCUGUGCUCUGGGCGGGGCUGCAGUGCUCGGGCGGCGUGGGGCUACUGUACCCCAAACUGCUGCCCCGGUGGCCCUUGGCUAAGCUCAAGUUGUACCAUGCCACAUCUGGGCUGGUGGGCUACCUGCUGGGCAGUGCCAGCCUCCUGCUGGGCAUGUGCUCACUCUGGUUCACAGCCACUGUCACUGGGGUCGCCUGGUACCUGGCUGUGCUAUGCCCUAUCCUUACCAGCUUGGUCAUCAUGAACCAGGUGAGCAAUGCGUACCUGUACCGCAAGAGGAUCCAGCCAUGAACCCUUCACAGCUCAUGCGAUGUCUGGACUUGCCUCUCGAUGGAGAAGAUGGGGCUGGGACCCUCUUGGACACUCAGCUGACUGAGUUGGGGACACUUCAGGCCCUGGUGUAGUCUUGGGUCAAAGACCCAUGUGUGACACUUUUGCUACUCAGGCCAAGUGCUUCCUUUCUCUGCUCAGCGAUCCCAAGGAGCACACGGAUUGCAGUCUGGAUGAAGCUGGGGUUGCAGGAUGGCCUCCCUGACACUGCCAUGCACGUUUGUACUGGCACGUCCAGAAGUAGAAAAUGCUAAUAAAGUGAUGGAAAAAGA